Molecule: messenger RNA, 480 nt
Organism: Lodderomyces pseudojiufengensis
Lineage: Eukaryota; Fungi; Ascomycota; Pichiomycetes; Serinales; Debaryomycetaceae
Gene: COX4
Product: cytochrome c oxidase subunit IV
Exons: 1
Coding region: 1-480 (159 amino acids)
Biological process (GO): mitochondrial electron transport, cytochrome c to oxygen
Cellular component (GO): mitochondrial envelope
Source: RefSeq, a predicted model, not a curated record
AUGCUUUCACGUUCUCUCAGACUCACCUCAAGACAAACCAGAUGCUUAUCUACUUCAAAAGUCUUAUCCAAUAAAACUGCAGAUUAUGCUUCAGAAGCAACUAGAACAGUAAAAACCGCUAAAGAUUUACAAGAAGUUACUGGACCAGCAUCAUUAAUUGGUCCAGGUGCUAAACCAGGUGUCAUCCCAACCGAUUUAGAUCAAUCUACAGGUUUACAAAGAUUGGAAUUAUUAGGUAAAAGAGAAGGUAUUGAUGUUUUCGAUAUGGAAAUGCCAAUCACUGAAGGUAAAGGAACAAUGGCUGAUCCAUUUUUAGUUCCAACUUAUAUUGGAUAUAGAUAUGUCGGAUGUAAAGGUACUGCUCAACAAGAUCAUAAACCAUAUUGGAUGAAAGUUGAAGAAGGAAAACCAGCUAGAUGUUGGCAAUGUGGUACUGUAUUGAAAGCUAAAUAUUUGGGUGAACCAGGAAUGGCUCAUUAG